Messenger RNA from Orbilia oligospora ATCC 24927, 1548 nucleotides. RefSeq lists its product as uncharacterized. The coding region runs from base 1 to 1548 and encodes 515 amino acids. Lineage: Eukaryota; Fungi; Ascomycota; Orbiliomycetes; Orbiliales; Orbiliaceae. The transcript is spliced from 3 exons. The record is from RefSeq and is a predicted model, not a curated record.
AUGGAUAGUGGAAAACGAAGUGGAAGCGUCAAUAUGACGUUAGUAGGUCUUGCGUUGAAGGCACAGAAGAACGGACAGCCUUUCAGUUCUGCAGCUAUGGAGACUUUGCAAAAGCACUUUUCUGAUAUACCACCGGACGUUCUAAUAGAGAGAGUUGAAGUUCUUCAGAAAGCAAGAGAUGAACUAGUCGUGAAUAAGUACGGCGGCGUAAUUACCAUGAGGCCAGUGCACGCAGGUUCUUCCAAGGUGCAUAGUUUGCCCAAGAGCAUAAAUGAAACGGUGGAUGCCAAAGUCUCUUCCGACAUGGGUAACGCUGUUAGGUGGUCACCGCCCCGGCCUAGUCCACAGCGGCGAAGCAAACGCGCUCCAGUUCACAUACCGGAUCUUGAUACCUUGGUCAUAGCGGAUAGUGAGGAUGACGAAGCCAUCUUAAUCCCUGAUCCUCGUCGAAUGACUACAAGGCCGCCUAUCCGAUCCUUAAAGCAGAAAGGACCUCCUCUAGAACUUAUCCCGGAGCCUCAGAGUCGAGUAGCCCACAAGCCUGAAAAUAUAAAGUUAUUGUCUCCUACAAGGGCUGCCACAAUAUCUCCAACUCCACGAAGAGUCCCUCCUGUGAGGUUACCAGCUAAUGCGACACCGAUAACAUCUGCUUCUGGGACGGGGCCCAUGGAAGAACCCAACCCCAAAAAUGAGCUAGACCACAAACCCACCCUGCAACUUUCGGAGAAGACAACUUUAAACCCUUCGGAAUGCUCUCCGAUAAAGAAAGUACUAAAUAACAAAGCGUCUAGGCUCCGAACCCAAUCGAAUCUAGAAAAAAUCAUUGGUUUUGAAUCUCCCAAACAUGGACGUCUCAAUUUCAAGAAAAAAUCCCUUUCGAAAAGUCCAUCGCCUUCACGAUCUCGCCCUAAUAUUGCCAAGGACAUGGAGGCCGCUGCAUCGUUUGCAGCAAUCAAUAACUUCUUUCAAAAUAGUCCUCGCCGCUUGAAAGAUAACAAACAUGAAGACGAAAAUAAAAAACAGAGCAGCGGGGAUACACAAAAAACACCACUGGUAAAAACAAAAAAACCACCAUUGAAACGAUAUUUCACAAAUGAGUCUAGAGAUCUUGGGACAAGCCCGUCCUCUCUCGUGUUUCAAAUGGAUGAGGAUAUGCACUUCGAGCAGUUUCCACUACAGUGUAUGGAAAGUGAUGUUGUCAAUAUUGAUGGAAACAUCGAAAUCAACGUGCAAGGUGAAGCAACAACGGGUUCCAAAACCCCACAGAUUCUUUCCGAUAUUACUGAGCCUUAUCAAAACCAAUCUCUGAUUUACUCUAAGCCAUCCAUCGCCAAGUCUGGCUCCACAAUUUCGACAAUAUCGACGAUUAGAAAGAUAUCUUUACAGGGUGUCAAAAACGAGGAGCUGUUAGAUACUGAAACUGAGCUAAUCAAGUCCGAAGACCCAUCGGAGCCGACAAUAUUGAACGUCAAAGUCGGAUCCCGAGGUCUCAUUAUUAACGUUCUUUGCGCAGGUAAUCUUGUGAUGGGCGAAACUUCCAUCCAUUAA